Protopolystoma xenopodis is the source of this 213-nucleotide messenger RNA. The record is from the annotation of a GenBank genome assembly. NCBI's taxonomy places the organism in Eukaryota, Metazoa, Platyhelminthes, Monogenea, Polystomatidea, Polystomatidae.
AUGCAUUGUUCUGUCAAAUUGGUCAUCGUGUCCGGUGCAUUUGAGGUAGCUGACGACCUCAUGGUAGCAAAGGAUCCUGUCGUGAUUGCAGUCCAUCCUGUUGAACAUCUCCCGAAGACGCCGUUUCUUCUCAGCAGUUGUAAUUCGAACGGCCAUCUAGCAUUAUCCUCCUGCCGAGCAGGCUGGGCUGGCUACAAACAGCUGGUUAGAUGA